Gracilinanus agilis (Agile Gracile Mouse Opossum) is the source of this 1911-nucleotide messenger RNA. RefSeq names its product B cell scaffold protein with ankyrin repeats 1 (gene BANK1). Bases 1 to 1911 code for a protein of 636 amino acids. Gene Ontology annotation, molecular function: protein tyrosine kinase binding; signaling receptor binding. The record is from RefSeq and is a predicted model, not a curated record. The transcript has 15 exons. Gene Ontology annotation, biological process: B cell activation; negative regulation of phosphatidylinositol 3-kinase/protein kinase B signal transduction; negative regulation of B cell activation. Lineage: Eukaryota; Metazoa; Chordata; Mammalia; Didelphimorphia; Didelphidae.
AUGGCCUUGGCUGAAAACAUAAAGGACCUGCUGAUGUUGUAUGAAGAAGAAGCUGAGGAAUGGGCCCUGUACUUGAGAGAAGUCUUCCUCCAUGUCAUGAAUAUGGAGGCGAUACUUUUAUACAGCUUGACCAACUCCUCAGCCCAGCACUUGGAAAUGCUGGGCUUAAACUCUUACAAAUGUAAAUUACUGAUAUUAUCAAACAGCCUCCUACAAGGUCUGACCCCUUUGAAAUGCCGUUUUCUGGACACACUCCUCCAUUCACCAGAAAGUGUGGUCAUCCUGCUCUGUGGAGUAAAAAGUUCAGAUGAGCUCUAUGAAUUAUUAACCAUCUCCCCUGGCAGCCAAGAGAUCUCUACUGAACAGGAGCCGGAAGAUUAUAUCUCAGUUAUCAGGAGCGUCAUACAAAGAGGUUCCCAGAAUUACUUUGAAGUUAGUAAUCCAGAAGAAAUAGGAAUGGAACACUACAUAGAAAUAAAUGAGGCAAAGGAGAUUGAAAGAGCAUCAGAAACUUCAGAAAGCAGUGAGUCAUCAGUUCUAGUGCUACCUGCUAAAAUACCCUGUGAGGAUCCUGGUGACAUAUUCAUUCUUUUGAAAGAUGAAAUCAUUGGUGACAUUGAAAUUGAAUUCUCUACAGACAGCAAGUGCAUUAGAGCCCAGCCAUUGCUUUGGAGCAAGACAGUCAGGUGUCUGAAAGCUUUAGGGUUUCUGAGCCUUCCCUCAUGCCUGUGUCUGCCUCCUCCCGGUCUCCACUCGCACCUGCACUCUGAGCCCGCGCUCAAAGCUUCAUUAGAAGAACUUGAUACUAUUCUCACUUCAGUAUUCAAAGCUGAGAUACCACAUUAUGAUUUCAGAAAUCUUCAACAAGAAAUGCAGCACCAAGAAAAUAAGCAAUUGCAAGAACUUCCAACCCUUCUGCACUGUGCAGCAAAGUUUGGCUUAAAGAAUUUCGCUGUCCACUUACUUCAGUGUUCUGGUGCCAGUUGGGCAUCGAAAGUUAAAAACAGAGAGGGAGCAGACCCCACACGGAUCUCUGAAAGCCAAGGUCAUGCACAGCUCAAAAGAAUCUUUGAAGAAUUUUCUAUUCGUGAAGAAAGCAGAAAUGAUGAUUUUGAAGGUGACUAUGUAGUAAAAAUGGAAGAUGUGGAGCCUUCUGUCUCUCCAUUUUCUCCUACAAUGAUGCAGCAUACAUCUCAUCAUCACGGAAGAGGACAGACCUACAAGGAGGAGGGAGAGGAAGAGGAGGGAGAGGAAGAGGAGCAAGAUGAUGAAGAUGGUGGGCAAGAAAGAGGCCAUGGGGUUGAGUCAGAGGAUGAUUUGUAUGUUGUUAUCCCUCAAAGCAAUGAGGAAGGGAAUUCGAAAGACCUGUCGUGCUCUGACAGACCUCCACCCCCCCCUCCUCGAGCUGUAGUUUCUCUCACUGGACUGGAAAAGCCUCAUUGCUUGUUACCAGUGUUUCAACAGAAGACCACCAGACCUCCGCAUGACGGGGACAAACUCCAGGCUCCUGCCAAAAAGCCAGAUAGAAUCCGAGUGGACAACCAACCCUGCUCUGCCCUGAAAUGCUGUAUACCUUCUGGCCAAGAAGAACUCAUCCUUUUGCAAGAAAAAGUAAAAACUGGAGAAAUUUCUGUGGAUGAAGCCCUGAAGAAAUUCAAACAGUGGCAAAAUGAAAAGAGUGGACUUGAAGUUAUUCAGCAGGAAAAGUUACGUCAACUCCGAGACUGCAUUAUUGGGAAAAGACCAGAAGAAGAAAACUUUUACGAUAAAAUCACCAUUGUUCACCAUCCAGAUUUUAAAGAAACUUCUCAAAAUGAAAAUGUUUUGUAUGGAACACCAGUUACCAGUAAGGUUCCCCCUCGGCCCCACAUAGAUAAGGAAUAUGGUUUCUGUUGGAGAAAAGAUAAUUAA